AUGUCUUCCAUCAUGAGCAUCAACGAUUUGUUUCCUCGUUCUCCCGAUGACAAAUUCCUCAACGUCCCGUACAACGAGAGGUGGGAGCAUCUCAAACCCAUCAUUGUCAAGCUGUACAUGGGCAAAUACGAGCCCAAUGGGAAGCCGAUGACGAUGGGCAAGGUCGCUGUCUUCAUGAGGGACCAUUACUCCUUCCACGCUGCAGAGACGCAGUAUCGAUAUCACUUGAGCAAAUGGGGUGUCCGCAGACGUACCCACGGUGCUGAGAAAGAAGAGAUUACGGCUGCCCUGGGCAGGAGGACUCAUUCGAGCAUGAGCACAUCUGAUGUUACCCUCGACCCGGACAAGGCAGUCGACAAGAAACAGAUGAAGAGAUAUUUGAAGGAUCAAAUCCGGCAUCAUAAAGCAGAGGUCGGGUUGCCGGGCGUGCUGUCGUCGUGGAACCUCCCAUAUGCCGCAUACUCCAAAGGCCUUGGCAAAACAUCCGGCCAGCCUUCUCCAUUCGGAGGAACAGCCGCCACCCCGACCUACCUGAGCAUCCAGAGCCCUGAAGCCGCUACACCGGGACACGCCGCAGCCGGCCCCUCGCCGACCAUGCAGCUGAUCCGCCAGAAGGCUGCCCGGGACAAGGCGAACCUUUUUUUGCAGGGACGCCACUUCGAUCUUCUGGCGAGCUGUGGGAAAGAAGACCGCAUCACGGUGACAAGUUAUCUCCACGACUUCUAUAUGCAUUCCUUUGUCGUCGCAAAGUACUGGGGACGAGGACCUCGAAUAGACCAGUGGACUCCGGGUCUGGUGGCCGCCCUGACACUUAGCUCGUUUGAUGAUGCUAGUCCAUCGAGCCUCGCGUCUGCCAUGUCCCCAGGUGUGGCUCCGGGUGGACCAGACUGGCUCAACGGCCCCACGCAGCUCUGUCGAUGGUCAAUUCAUGUCCGCUCGGUUGGCUACGACCCGAUUCCGGAAAAAGACAUCGAUGCCCCGGAUAACCUAGCACACCCCUCCGCCUCGUUUGAAGAAUCGAUGCAAAAGUCCAUCACCAACAACACAUUUUCCCUCACACCCCCCGACAGCAUACCCAUCUCCACCGAGUUGAUAUCACAGUCAUUGCAAGAGGAUCCGGAGCUCCUACGGGUGGAUGCCUGGAAAGUUGCAAUCAUGGCCGGCAACGUCGAUUUGCUGUACAGCCUCUUUGACAAGGCUGGGAUUCCGCAUAAAAUUGAUGAGAUCUACCCCUUACACCUGGCAGCAACCUUCCUGGAUGGUGGCAAUACUUGUUGCAGUAUGGUCGCGGCGCUUUCUGCGAUACUCGGUUAUGAUCAUCUCUUCUUCAACGGUCGUGACGAUCUAGGUCAUACAGUGCUAGACAAGCUCAUGAUCACCGUCCUCCGUUCGCACACGAGCGUCCGUCCGGAGCUUGCCAGCGCGCGUUUCAACCCUCCACACCGCUUUCCCGGAGAAGAAAAGGACGUCUGUGGCAGGUGGGAUGCCGAUUCCCCGGCCGUCCGCGCCCUCUUCCGGCAUGGGUACGCACGCAUUCCGACCAGCUGGAAACACGCCUUUUGCCACACUGCUGCGCAGGCUGUCUGUCACAGCGUAAUAGCUACUAUGGCCUCGCCCGCCUCCCCCCGGAUUGACAGCUUGAGCGGGUUGUUUGUUCGACGUUGUACCAACUGCGGGCUGGAGCUCAAGAUGGGACCGCUUCAUGCGCUCGUUGUGGUGACCUUCUAUCUUGCGCACCGGGGAAUGCCCGGGGAGACGCUCUUCGGCUCGCUGGCCAUCCUCGUCUGUCUGUUGAGUCUCGGCGCCUCCGCUUCGCUGAAGGCGGCCAUGUCAGUGGGGGAUAUUCUUGGGAGUCCCGAGAUAUCAGGGAGAUGCUGUCAUAAGCCCAUAGACGCUUAUGAUCUGAUGCAGGAGGUGCCGCACGAACUCGUCGCCAAAUGGAGUACCGACUGCCAGACGGGAUGGGCGUGCAUUCAGCAAGUCCUCCUCCUAGCUAAAGAUGACGGAGACCGCAAUUCGCGACAAGAUAGCGGUGGAGAGCAUGAGUCUGCGACCGUCAACGAAGCCGCAACCAUUCAGGUUGAGCUCCUCACCUAUCGCAGGAUCCACACUCUAGAUCCUUGGACCUCUGACAACUUUUCGAUGGCCUCGCUCAAAACUUGGUUGGAAGGGGAUUCGUUGGAAUUUGGCACUCCCUUAGUGGAAAACAACAUGAUGCGGAAUCACUCGCCUUGCGGAUGGUUCUACGACAAUUACGACAAUGACUUCCUCUGUCCCGUUGCCGAAGACGUGUGCAAGGAUCAUUUCAUGAACAUGGACGUCUAUAACAGGGCUACGUUUUUGAAUCGGCCGGGCUUGGCCCAAUCUUGGCUAGAAAUCGUCCCCCCCGACGACCCCCUAGCCAUGGAAUAA
Molecule: messenger RNA, 2412 nt
Organism: Dichotomopilus funicola
Lineage: Eukaryota; Fungi; Ascomycota; Sordariomycetes; Sordariales; Chaetomiaceae
Exons: 7
Coding region: 1-2412 (803 amino acids)
Source: RefSeq, a predicted model, not a curated record